Molecule: messenger RNA, 855 nt
Organism: Plectropomus leopardus (leopard coralgrouper)
Lineage: Eukaryota; Metazoa; Chordata; Actinopteri; Perciformes; Serranidae
Gene: tmed1a
Product: transmembrane p24 trafficking protein 1a
Source: RefSeq, a predicted model, not a curated record
CUCUACUCAUUCAGCUUUUAUCAAGGAACUAUGCUGUGAGGCUGUUUCUUAACUGUGGGAGUAUGAGAGUCAGCAACAGAUAUAGUGUGCUAUAAGUGCUUUAUUGUGCAUGUGUCACAUAAAACAAGUUGGUGAAAGUUGGUGAGAGAGGAUUACAUGGACUGCAAGCGGAAGAUGAAGAGUGUGUCUGCAGAGCUCUUUUUGCUGAUAUGUUUGAUUCUGAGUGUAGACUUGACUUUGGGUUUGGGGCCAAGGAAAGACAUGGCAUUUACAUUUUUAUUAUCUGCUGGAAGCACAGAGUGUUUUUACCAAACUACUUCGAGGAAUGACAGCAUGGAAGUUGAAUACCAGGUGAUAGCCGGUUCAGGUCUGGAUGUCGGCUUUGCCCUCAUCUCACCCAGCGGAUACCGGCUGGUCUCUGACUUCAGGAGAUCUGACGGCAUUCACAUGGUGCAUGCCACAGAGGAUGGAGACUACCGGUUGUGUUUUGACAACAGCUUCAGUAAAAUCUCUAAAAAGGUGGUAUUCUUUGAGGUGACCAUUAAUAGUCAGAGCAGCACAGGCAGAGGACGAGACGAGUGGUUGGACGUGCCUUCGACAGAGAAUAUGCUGGAGUACAAACUGGAGGACAUCAGGGUGAAGAUGGACUCUAUGAACGAGCAUCUGGAGAGGAGCCGUCAGCUCUUGACUGUGAUGCGGGUCCUUGAGGCAAGAGACCGUUACCUUCUGGAGGACAACCUGUGGCGGGUGUCCUUCUGGUCCUGUCUCAACCUGCUUGUGAUGCUCACCGUUGCUGUCAUUCAGAUCUACACCCUGCGACGCCUCUUUGAUGACACCAAGCGGGUCUGCACAUAG